AUGGUUACUGCCGAAGCGAAUCUUAAUGGCAAAAAGGCCAAGCUUUGGGGCUUCAACGAGCCUGUAGAAAAGAAGACUUGGAAGGAUGACUAUUCUGCCAUGGACAAGGCGACUGCUGAAUACGCUUUUGAGCAGUUUCAGCUGAUUGAACAGGUUUUUGGUUAUCUCACCAAGCCAGCCAUACAAGACAAGCUGCUAGCCGCCCACCAAGAUGUAAUAGAGUUCUUGGACGCGUUUGAGAAACUCUAUGAAAUGCAGUAUCCUACGACCAUGAACUUGAACCUGUCCGACACAUGGCGCAAUUUCAUGACAGAGUUGCUUCGUGGGGUGCAGGGCUUCACUGAAGAGUGGAUGAAACUUCGCACCGGGGAUAUGGUGAACAACUGGAAGGCUGAGGUCGCGAGAAGGGAAACAGCUCUCAAGAAUGCCGCGAACACGCAAGCAGCUAAGCAACUCACCAUUGAACUGGAUGAUGCAAGGAAAAUCCACGACGACGCUAAAAAGCACUGUACCACGUACUCGUCUUUAAUUGGAGUGUUCAAGCCCCAAAUCUUCCAGGAAACCGAUGCAGCCUAG
Molecule: messenger RNA, 576 nt
Organism: Fusarium odoratissimum NRRL 54006
Lineage: Eukaryota; Fungi; Ascomycota; Sordariomycetes; Hypocreales; Nectriaceae
Exons: 3
Coding region: 1-576 (191 amino acids)
Source: RefSeq, a predicted model, not a curated record